UGCAAUAUUUGCAUAAAACACAAUCCACUGCAAUGUUAUGGGUCAUCAAUGAACACAUUAACUUUCAAGUUUCUUUUGGACAGCCCAGUUCCAUUUCUGAUGAUGCAGAGGUUGUAACACUUAUUGGAAGUUGCCAGGAUGCAGCUAAUCAGAUAAACCAGAAAGAAAUACAUUGGGGAUUGCUUGAAGAUUCCCUAGAAGAACGCUUGGAGAAAGCUGGAGGUUUGCUUUCUGAUUCUGAAAAGACAGAAGAAGAGAACAAAGAGGGGGAUGUAGAUGAGACUAUGGUACUUUUUGCUGUAAAAGAUAUUCAAUCAGACAAUGACAUCGAUGAAUAUGACGCUAGUAGCAUUGUAAUAGAAGAUACCCAAGGUUCACCUACUUCCACUUCUUCUUCCACUCCACCUUCUACCGAUGAUACUGAAUUAGACAAUGACAUCGAUGAAUACGAUACUAGCAGCAUUGUAAUAGAAAAUACCGAUCUUCAGUCACUUAACCUUAAACCAUUGAAAUCAAAAUAUAUAAUUUAA
This is a messenger RNA of Hibiscus syriacus, 530 nucleotides long. Its product is annotated as transcription initiation factor TFIID subunit 5-like. Gene Ontology annotation, cellular component: transcription factor TFIID complex. Gene Ontology annotation, biological process: transcription initiation at RNA polymerase II promoter. Bases 33 to 530 code for a protein of 165 amino acids. The record is from RefSeq and is a predicted model, not a curated record. Gene Ontology annotation, molecular function: RNA polymerase II general transcription initiation factor activity. Lineage: Eukaryota; Viridiplantae; Streptophyta; Magnoliopsida; Malvales; Malvaceae. The transcript has 4 exons.